Messenger RNA from Sorex fumeus (smoky shrew), 1359 nucleotides. It is a transcript of the gene TRIP13, whose product is annotated as thyroid hormone receptor interactor 13. Gene Ontology annotation, cellular component: chromosome; nucleus. Lineage: Eukaryota; Metazoa; Chordata; Mammalia; Eulipotyphla; Soricidae. The transcript has 13 exons. Bases 13 to 1311 code for a protein of 432 amino acids. The record is from RefSeq and is a predicted model, not a curated record. Gene Ontology annotation, molecular function: ATP binding; ATP hydrolysis activity. Gene Ontology annotation, biological process: reciprocal meiotic recombination; meiotic recombination checkpoint signaling.
CCCGACGGUGCCAUGGACGAGGCCGUGGGCGACCUGAAGCAGGCGCUGUCCUGCGUGACCGACAAGCCCGCGGUGCACGUAGAGGUGCACCAGCGCGCCAGCAGCACCGCCAGGAUGGACGACAUAAGGCAGAGAGUCCAGAAGCUGCUCAACCGACACAGCAUUGUGUUCGGGGACUACACCUGGACCGAGUUUGACGACCCUUUCCUGAGCAGGAACGUGCACUCAGUGGCCAUCGUGGACACGGAGCUGAAGGCAAAAGACCUCCAGCCCAUCAACCUGAGCGCCUGCUCCGUGGCACUCCACAUCUUCCAGCUGAAUGAGGACGGCCCGAGCAGUGAGAACCUGGAGGAAGAGGCCGAGAACAUCGUCGCCGCCAACCACUGGGUGCUGCCGGCAGCCGAGUUCCACGGGCUCUGGGACAGCCUGGUGUAUGACGCAGAGGUCAAGUCACAUCUCCUGGACUACAUGAUGACGACACUGCUGUUCUCAGACAAGAAGGUGGACAGCAACUUGGUGGCCUGGAACCGUGUGGUGCUGCUGCAUGGGCCCCCAGGGACCGGGAAGACGUCACUGUGCAAAGCUCUGGCCCAGAAGCUGAGCAUUCGGCUCUCCGGCAGGUUCCGGUAUGGGCAGCUGAUCGAGAUCAACAGCCACAGCCUGUUCUCCAAGUGGUUCUCAGAGAGUGGCAAGCUGGUGACCAAGAUGUUCCAGAAGAUUCAGGACAUAAUCGAUGACAAAGACGGGCUGGUGUUUGUGCUCAUCGACGAGGUGGAGAGCCUCACCGCUGCCCGCAGCGCCAGCAGGGCGAGUGCAGAGCCCUCCGACGCCAUCCGUGUGGUGAACGCAGUCCUCACCCAGAUCGACCAGAUCCAGAGGCACUCCAAUGUGGUGAUCCUGACCACGUCUAACAUCACUGAGAAGAUCGACCUGGCCUUUGUGGACCGUGCGGACAUCAGGCAGUACAUCGGGCCGCCCUCAGCCGCUGCCAUCUUCAAGAUCUACCUCUCGUGUUUGGAGGAGCUGAUGAAGUGCCAGAUCAUCUACCCGCGGCAGCAGUUGCUGACGCUGCGUGAGCUGGAGAUGAUCGGCUUCAUCGAGAACAACGUGUCCAGGCUGAGUCUACUGCUGAGUGACAUCUCCAGGAAGAGUGAGGGCCUCAGUGGCCGCGUCCUGCGGAAGCUGCCUUUCCUGGCCCACGCCCUGUACAUCCAGGCCCCCACGGUCACCAUCGAGGGCUUCCUCCAGGCCCUCUCACUGGCAGUGGACAAGCAGUUUGAGGAGAAGAAGCAGCUGUCGUCCUGCACGUGACGUAGCUGCCUGCCAUGGGAUAUGGGCAGCCCCAUCCUCGAGGGCCCC